CAUAAAUGUAAACAAAAGCCGACGACACCUAAGAACAUUACGUUCUAUCACGACUGAUGAAAGAUGUCAACGACGUUAUCUAACCAAGCCCAAAUUCGCUAUGUUAUCGAAUGGUUUUGCGAGUGGUCAGAAAUGCAACGUGAUGACUUUGUCGGAGUAUUGAUGGAAUGCGGCUCUUCGGGUCUUGUGAAUGGUUUGCUAAGUAAUCUAAAUCUCGGCAAAGAAGACUCAAACAGACCGCCGAGUCUUUUCCAGUGCAGGAUCAAGCUUUUUCGCGAAUGGAGCCAAAAUUGGUCCGAGCAGGAAAAGAACUCGCUUGUAACAUCCAUCAAACAUAUGGAUCCUAAAUUUGCAGAAAAGUAUGACCAGAGGCUUAAUGCGGGUAGUAAUGGAGAGGAUGGCGCCGCAGCUGCCAUUCAUAAUGAAUCCUAAUGUUUUUACAUGAGUAACGAGAAAUGGUGAAAACGUUUUUGUUUACAAAUGCGAGAGACAUCACUAUUUUUGUGUGAUUUUUACUAGUUCUGCUCGAUAAUGAGAAAAACAUUCCAAUGAAACGAAAGAAUUCUGGAUUACCUGUAUUGUUUUUAU
Messenger RNA from Copidosoma floridanum, 588 nucleotides. RefSeq lists its product as uncharacterized. The record is from RefSeq and is a predicted model, not a curated record. Lineage: Eukaryota; Metazoa; Arthropoda; Insecta; Hymenoptera; Encyrtidae.